AUGACGCAGCCAAUUUCGAUUCCAGAAGCAUGGAGCGUUACUUCCAGAGCGGCAGCGUAUGCCAUAUGCCUUAGUGUUCUGACGCUUGCAGCAUAUUAUGUCGUCCCAUAUGUAUCCAACAAGGGCAAGAUGAACGAUAUCCCAGGCCCACUGAUAGCCAAGUUCUCAAACUUUUGGAGUCUUUACUGGGCAAGGCAACAUCAGCUUUCAUGGGUCACCUAUGAUCUUCACAAGCAAUACGGGGACUUUGUCAGACUGGCACCAGACCACGUCAGCAUAGCACAUCCAGACAGCAUCAGAGAUGUAAUGGGUCACGGCAACGGCUUCCUCAAGUCGGACUUCUACUACGCCUUUGACAAUAUCCAGUCUGGGAUCUUCACGACUCGGGACCGCGCCGCACACAGUCGGAAGAGAAAAUAUGUCUCUCAUAUGUUCAGUCCGAAAGCCAUGGUUGGCUUCGAACCCUACAUGACCACGGCAAUCGGAACGCUGGCACGCCAGAUGCGGAGAUUGCAAGGUAAAGGAGAGGCAGCCAUUGACGCCGCCCAAUGGUCUGCUUUUCUCGCUUUUGACAUUAUCGGUGAUCUGGCCUUUGGAGAACCAUUCGGUUUCACUGCGCUUGGUCAAGACUCCAACGGCGGAAUCAAGAAACUUCGUGACCGAGGCGAAUGGUGCGCAACGGUCGGCCAGAUGCCGUGGAUCAAAACAUGGACGCCAUACUUUUUCUUCGACAGCUUCUUCACCAAGGGCCUCCAAGCGACCAAGGACCUCGCAGCCAUUGGGAUAGCCAAGGUGGAAAAGCGCAAACUGGCGUCUCGAGACUCGUCGCGUCGCGACAUCCUGUACUACCUCCUCUCCGCCAAGGACCCCGACACGGGCGGCGACCUGCCGGACCUCGAAGUCAAGGCCGAGGCGCUCACGCAACUGAUCGCCGGCUCCGACACGACAGGCAACACGAUCACGCACCUGGUCGACAUGCUCUGCCGGCACCCGGCGGCCCUCAAGACGCUGCAGGACGAGCUCGACGCCGCGUUCCCGGACCCGGUCGCGGCAGACUUUGUGGCAAUGUUCGAAGACUGCAAGGACCUCCCCUUCACGCAGGGCGUCAUCAACGAGACCCUCCGCCUCCGGACGACCGUGUCGGUCGGCCUGCCCCGCGUGGUGCCCAAGGGCGGCGCCAUGGUCUGCGGACGCUUCUUCGACGCCGGCACCGUCCUCUCGACCCCGACGUACACCACGCACCGGGACACGAGGGUCUGGGGUCCCGACGCCGAGGAAUUCAAGCCUGAGCGCUGGACCAGACAGGGUAGCGCCGACUUGGAAAAGGCCUUUCUUGGCUUCUCGUACGGUCCGAGAGCAUGUAUCGGACGAAAUGUAGCGUACAUGGAACUCAAAAAGACCGUCGCCACCCUCUUCCGCCUGUUCGAGUACAGACUCGUCUUCCCCGAGCGGGACUCUCACAUUCGCGAAGGUUUCCAUCUCAAGUGUCAGGAGCUGCCUGUCUUUGUGCGCAGGAGGACUUGA
Molecule: messenger RNA, 1524 nt
Organism: Exophiala spinifera
Lineage: Eukaryota; Fungi; Ascomycota; Eurotiomycetes; Chaetothyriales; Herpotrichiellaceae
Exons: 8
Coding region: 1-1524 (507 amino acids)
Molecular function (GO): monooxygenase activity; oxidoreductase activity, acting on paired donors, with incorporation or reduction of molecular oxygen; heme binding
Source: RefSeq, a predicted model, not a curated record